Molecule: messenger RNA, 124 nt
Organism: Funneliformis caledonium
Lineage: Eukaryota; Fungi; Glomeromycota; Glomeromycetes; Glomerales; Glomeraceae
Source: the annotation of a GenBank genome assembly
GAUCGUCAGAAGCGAAAACAGCAUUACGAUUUAAUGAACAGGAUUUGAAUGAUCGAAUGGAAGAAAUGGUGGGCUUGGGAAGAUCUUUAGAGGCCCAAGAAGGUGAACUUGGGAAGCUUAAAGG